Messenger RNA from Cryptomeria japonica (Japanese cedar), 1620 nucleotides. Its product is annotated as FBD-associated F-box protein At3g52670. Lineage: Eukaryota; Viridiplantae; Streptophyta; Pinopsida; Cupressales; Cupressaceae. Bases 146 to 1375 code for a protein of 409 amino acids. The record is from RefSeq and is a predicted model, not a curated record. The transcript has 2 exons. Gene Ontology annotation, molecular function: protein binding.
CAAGCCCAAACGGCAUUGAAAUUAGAACAUGGAUUGAAUCUUGAUAUUGUUAUUCUAUAUCUAUAUUUGCUUACUCCACAUUCAAUAGUUUUCCAGGAUUAAUGGCAGUGGCAGACAAAAGAUAAGAGAAAAUCAGAUAGCAGCAAUGGCAAUCACAAGGUUAAUGGCUAGAGCAUCCGCAACAGACAGGCUCUCUGCAUUAUCAGAUGAUGUUCUUUUAAAUCAUAUUUUCACAAAGAUUUCUUACAGAGAUGUUGUACGCUCCUCCAUCCUCUCUCAGAGAUGGCGAUUCUUGUGGAGGAAAACACCCAUCCUCAAGUUUUGUCUAGAGGACUUUGAGAAACAAAGAGAUGACAUGAGGAUACAGGCCAUAAUUAAUAAGGCCCUGCUCCAAGUCGAUGCUCGUCUUCUCUAUUUCAAUCUUCGAGUCGCCUUGGAUAACCCCAAGGCUGUCGAUAUCAACACUUGGAUUCGACUUGCAGCUGAAAAAAAGGUGAAACGCAUGGAGGUAUACAUCUCUUAUAGAGAUCCAAACACUAGGUUUGACGCUUCUACCAUAGUGGAGCUUGGAGACUCCUUUUUAAGAUGUGAAAACCUCACUUCCCUACAACUGAUAUCCAUCCAUCUUCCCAUGAUACCCAAUAACUUUGGGGUUUUCCGAUCCCUAAACACACUUUAUUGUAUGGGUGUUUUGAAUUUGGAUGAUGCCAUGUUUGAGCGAUUAAUGGCUGUAUGCCCACAUCUCCGAAAUUUGGGGAUUGUCAUUUGUGAGGGGUUGAGAAACUUGAAUAUACGUUCUUCCAAACUCAGGUACCUAAAACUAAUAGGUCUAAGCCCUGAUUUAUCAUUGCAGAUGGCUUGUCCCCGAUUGACAGAAAUCAGCCUCGCCGAUUGGGGGUCAAUCCCGGGGCUAAAAUUACUACAAAGAAUUUCAAGAUCAGAAUCUAUUAAACGUAUUACUCUUCGAAAUCAUAAUACCGGCAAUGCCAUUAAUCCAGGAAUUCCUAGUAUUACUGUUCUUAACAGUUUUCCUCAGCUUGAAGAGUUGACAAUCCAUGGCCAAUGUUUCCAGGAGAUGAUAUCAGAUGAGAUUUCAGUACCAGAGUUGACAUUGCCAAAUUUGAAGAUGGUGCGUGCCCACAUUGGCCCAGACAAGGAUGGACAGACAGUGGCAUUUCUGGGUUUUCUUCUCAGACAUAGUCCAUUAAGUGUAACAAAAGUUUUUCUGCCUGAACGCUGCCCUAGGAUCAUGCGAAUUAAAUUGCAAGAUUUGGAAAAGGAGUUCUCAAAAUCAAGAUUGUCUACCACCACAAGAAGAUGGUCAAUGAAUUCAAAAGAAUUUUGCCAAUUUUGUGGAAAAUAUGUUGAAUAUUAGUGGCAGGUUUGCAGAAUUUGGAUAACAGUUUCUAUUUUCUUAGGGAAUUUAUUUUUUAUGAAACAACCAUUUUCUGCAUAGUCUCUUCAAAGACUACUUAGUAUUGCAUGUCAAGGGAAUUAGCUGUUUUAAAAACAGAUGUACAUUUAUAUGAAAAAAGGGAUGGUUAUGUUAUUUCCCAUAUGGUGUUUUAAUUUCUACAUUCAUUUGUACAAUAUGCAAUCCUUUUUCAAAGAUUUUGUAUA